Messenger RNA from Chaetomium fimeti, 1764 nucleotides. RefSeq lists its product as uncharacterized. NCBI's taxonomy places the organism in Eukaryota, Fungi, Ascomycota, Sordariomycetes, Sordariales, Chaetomiaceae. The transcript is spliced from 4 exons. The record is from RefSeq and is a predicted model, not a curated record. Bases 1 to 1764 code for a protein of 587 amino acids. Gene Ontology annotation, cellular component: Cul4-RING E3 ubiquitin ligase complex.
AUGAAUCGAGAAAUACCCGGCUUCUACUAUGAUACCGUCAAACGCAAGUAUUUCCGCAUCGAAGACGCCCGCACCGCCCCCCGCGCCGCCGCCUGGUCGGCCCCCAACGUCAAGCGCCGCGCCCAAGAGCGCCGGGACGAGAGCCAGCGCCGCGAGAAGCGCCGCCGCGAGGCUGGCCGGGUGAGGAGGGCGGGCGCGCUCCUGCCCCGUGAGGCGCCGCUUAUGGGGGGACUGUUAGCGAGGGAGGUUGGGGCUUUUGGUUUUGGGGGGCGGUUGGGGGGUGGUGGCACUGGAGGGGGUGGUGGUGGUGAUGGUGGUGGUGAGGAGGGGGGGGAGGUGAUUGCCAGGGCGUGGGCCGGGGGGUUGAGGGGGAAGGGGGUGUUGGAGAGGUUGCAGUGGCGGGGGUCGGUUAUCAAGGAUAUGUGGAUUGGGGGGGAUGUGAGGAGUGGGUUGGGGCUGGCGUAUGUGGUCGGUGGCUCGAGUCCGGCGGCGUCGUAUAUUCCGCGGGAUGCGGAGGAUUGUAUCAACUUCCAGGACGCUGCUCAACGGUAUCCCCGGGUUGAUUUCCAGCCCAGGUAUUUCGGGCAGAGUAACCAGCAGUGCAUAACGGCCAUCAAGUUCCACGAGCCGUCCUCCAGGAUGCUCAUGGCUUGGGAAGGCAUCACGGCGAUUGGCAUCAAACACUUUACACCGCGGUCCCGGGAUCCGAGUGAACCGGGUCCAGGAUGGGUGAUAGGCGCCGACGGGGAUGGCCUACAAACCCACAACUCGCUCCUCAGCGACGGUUCCGCCAGCGCCAUCAACGCGCUGCAGACAGCCCCGCCGGGCUCGCGGAUGACCUGCAUCGCCGGCACCAACGCCGGCAUCGUGCAAAUGCGAGACGACAAGCUCACCUGGCUCACACCACCGCCACCACCCCGCCAGCGCAACCGCAGAGGCACCGCGGGCGCAAGCACCACACCACCCUGGCAAGGGGACGUGCUGUCUGUGGACUUCCUGCAACACAACCCAACCGAGGUGGUCCUCGCGGGCACACGGUCCGGACACGUCUGCGUACUCGACCUGCGCGUCCCGGCACGCGAGUGGUCCGUCCAGAGCAACACCUUCCGGCACGUCAGCAGCGCAGCCCACGUGCGGUCCGUCGGCGACUACGGCGUGCUCGCCGCCGGACCCUACAGCGCCAUGGCGCUCUACGACGUCCGCUACCUACGCCGGCGACAACAAGACCAACACCAACACCAACACCAACACCAACACCAACACCAACAACCCCACCCACAGGGCCGCAACCACCACAACCCCCCCAACGCAGCCAACGCCGCCCGCCCCAUCGUAACCUUCCCGCACUACCGCAACGACGACAACAUCCACGCCGGGCUCGACGUGCUGCCCGCAGCAGCGGGGUACGGGUGCGGGAUCGUCGCGACGGCACACACCAACGACAUCGCCACCACAUCACAAGCCGCGGCCGCAGCGACGCCGACACUGAUGUGGCAGCAACUACAAGGACAACAACAACAACAGAGUGGAAGGACCACCAACAACCAAAGGAUGAACAAAAGAGAAGAGGACUGCGGGCCGCGGUACGGGGUGGCGCUGCACUCGCUGCGGGACGGAUCGCGGAUGGACGGGGGCGCGGUCGACGGCAUCCGGGCGCCGGCGGUGGUCAAGAGUCUGGUGUGGCAGACGCUGCCGGGGGAUCGGCACCCGAGUUUGUUCGUCGGGGAGGGGGCGCAUGUCGGCAAGUAUUCGUUUUGGGCGUGA